GUGGAGUCAAGUAUUUGGCAGAGACAGAGAGGGGACGCACGGACGUACGGACGGACCGCAGGCUUCAGGGGGUUUAGAGUGUGGAACCAUGGAGCUCCGUCGGGUCAACGUGUUCGUGUUUUUAUUUAUUAACCAAGUUAUCUUCAGUUUCCAGUCGAAAGAACAAGUAUUGCUGGAUAUGAGAGCUUCAGGAGGAGAGUUGGGGUGGCUGACGUUGCCAUAUGAGAACGGAUGGGAGAUAGUCCAAACAGUGGUGAAUGGCUCACUUCUGUAUACCUACAGUGUUUGUAACAUAGAAUCCACUGAACAAGAUAACUGGCUCCGCACAACAUUCAUUCAGAGGCGCCCAGGGACAACACGGGUCUCUGUGGAGUUACGAUUUGUUGUGAGAGACUGCAACACUUUUGGUGGUGCUUCAGUAUCCUGCAAAGAGACAUUCAACCUUUUCAUCUCAGAGGCCGAUGCCGACGUGGGAACCAACUUCCGGACAGGCCACUUCCGCAAAGUGGCCACCAUCGCCCCUGAUGAGAUCACACGGGGUCGUGUGCUGAAGGUCAACACUGAGACGAGGACAGUGGGACCUCUGUCGCGGAAAGGGUUCUACCUGGCUUUUCAGGACAUGGGCGCCUGUGUGGCUCUGCUCUCAGUCAGGGUGUACUACAAGACGUGUCCAUCCACAGUGCAGAGCCUGGCAGUGUUCCCAGAGACAGUGGCAGAUACUCUGAGGGAGGUGGAAGGAUCCUGUGUGGAGAAUGCCGUCAGUCAGGCCACCCCACGCAUCUACUGCACAGCUGACGGUGAAUGGGUGGUUCCUGUGGGCCAGUGCCAGUGUCUUGCUGGCUACGAAACUACCGGGGACUCUUGCCAAGCAUGCAAACCGGGAUACUUCAAGCCGUCUGUGUCCAACGAGUUAUGUCAGGUUUGUCCGGAGAACACCAGACCCUCCACAGCCGGUGCCACUGAAUGCGAAUGUGAGGAGGGUUUCUUUCGCUCCCCUUCAGACCCUCUGACAUCACCCUGCUCUGCUCCGCCCAGUGCCCCUCGUGACCUCACUUCCACCACCCUGUCAACAGAGGGCAAGCUCCAGCUGUCCUGGAGUCCACCUCUAGUGACCGGAGGCCGCAGUGACCUCACAUAUAGCGUGGUGUGCGAACACUGUGAGGGAAUGUUGUGUAUCCCGUGUAGUGACAAGAUACGCUUCGAUCCGGGCUCUACAGAUCUGCAGGACACUGCGGUCGUCAUCAGUGACCUGGAUUCUCAUCUCAACUACACAUUCACCGUGGAGGCUCACAGUGGCGUGUCUCAAUACAGCUCUAAGAGGCUGACAGCAGUUAUCACCACUGCUCUGGACUAUACAGAUGCCCCCAAGGUGACGUUUAUCCAUCUGGAUGAGCGCAGCCCCACCAGUCUGUCUCUGUCCUGGUCUUUGACUCGCAGACCUCCAGCCCACAUCAGUCACCGCUAUGAGCUUAUGUACCGCAGAAAAGAAGAUGAAAAUGAAAAAGAUGUAACCACCUACACAGUGCUGAUUUUGGAGAAAAGUUCAGUCCAGAUUAAUGACCUCUCCCCAGACACUACUUACAUGUUCAGAGUUCAAGCUAUUAGUCCUGAGGGAAACCCCGGCAGUUACAGCAAGGAGUACGAGUUCCAUACUUCACCACUAGCAGAGUCUCAAAUCCAGAACAACUCCACCAUGGUUCUGGGAGCUGUAGUUGGCAUUGCGGUUAUUCUGCUUGUUGUGGUGGCUGUCCUGCUUCUGCGUAAAAGGAGACUGAGGUCUCGUGGCAGAGGAGGACCUGAGGAUCCCUACUUUUCAACAGAUCAGCUGAAGCCUCUGAAGACUUACGUCGAUCCACACAUGUAUGAGGAUCCUAACAUUGCCAUCCAGAAGUUUGUCACAGAAAUUGAUCCUGGCUUCAUAAGCAAGCAAAAAGUCAUCGGUGUUGGAGAGUUUGGGGAGGUGUUUCGAGGAGUGAUGAAGACCCCCACCAGAGGAGAGGUGCCUGUGGCAAUUAAAACCCUGAAGCCAGGCUACUCAGAGAAACAGAGGCAGGACUUCUUGGGCGAGGCCAGCAUCAUGGGCCAGUUCUCACAUCCGAACAUCAUCCGCCUGGAGGGAGUCGUUACCAAAUUCAAACAUGCUAUGAUAGUGACAGAAUACAUGGAGAACGGAGCUCUCGACAUGUAUCUGAAGGACCGUGAUGGAGAAAUUCCUUCAUACCAGCUUGUGGGAAUGCUGCGUGGCAUAGCUGCUGGUAUGAAAUACCUGUCAGACAUGAGCUACGUCCAUCGCGACCUGGCAGCGAGGAACGUUCUGGUCAACAGCAACCUGGAGUGUAAAGUGUCUGAUUUCGGUCUGUCUCGCGUGCUGGAGGAUGAUGCAGAAGGCACCUACACAACCAGAGGAGGUAAAAUCCCCAUCCGCUGGACUGCCCCUGAGGCCAUUGCCUACAGGAAAUUCACUUCAGCCAGUGAUGUGUGGAGCUUCGGCAUCGUCAUGUGGGAAGUUAUGGCGUUUGGAGAACGGCCCUACUGGGACAUGAGCAACCAUGAGGUUAUGAAGGCUAUCAAUGAAGCCUUCAGACUUCCAGCUCCUAUGGACUGUCCAUCUGCGAUCUACCAGCUCAUGCUACAGUGCUGGCAGCACGACCGCUCAAAGCGACCUCGCUUCACAGACAUCGUCAACAUUUUAGACAAACUGCUCCGAAGCCCCGAGUCUUUAAAACCCAUCGCCGACUUUGAUCCACGUGUGUCCAUUCGCCUACCCAGUACCAGUGGCGGUGAUGGUACCAUGUUCAGGUCGGUGCCUGAGUGGCUCGAGUCCAUCAAAAUGAGUCAGUACAACGACAGCUUCGCUCGCGCAGGAAUCACGACCAUGGAGCAAGUGCUCGCCUUGAGGCAUGAAGACAUCAGGAAUAUUGGAGUACGGUUGCCCGGUCACAUGAAGAGGAUAGCCUACAGCAUCCUGGGUCUGAAAGAUGAGACCAGCUCCCUCAGCGUGUUUGCAGUGUGAUCUAAGCAUUCCUCCAAAUCAAAGUGCACUGACCGACCAUGCCAUUUCACUCAUGGACAAGGAGGACUGAAGUGGGAGAGGAAACCGAGCUACGUUGCAGGUUUUUUUCUCACACAAUGUGGCUCGACAGAACUGGACCCUCCAAGCCACUCAGAAAUGACUGAGAUUAAAAACACUUAUGUACUUUAUGAUAAGAGAAGAAGAGUAAUUUAUCACUAUGUAAAAAUGGUUUUGAACAUAAGCAGGUUUUAUGAGGUUGUAAAAAAUGAUUAUAAAAGUGAGCACAAAAUGUGAGACUGUGAGCGUGCUUGGUUUUGUAUUUACUGAAAGACUGAAAUAUUAGAGCCUCUGUAUGAUUAAAGGGCUAUUUUUUCCAAGCACUCACUUUUUCCUGCCAGCGUAUCUGGAUUCUUAAGUCUGUUUUGCUAUAUUUUGUGAUUAAUGAGACUUGUUUAAAAUUGGAAUAAUUAUUCCUCUCAGGGCAAAGUAUCAAACAUUCUUAUUGUUUGUAGUUAGUCUCUGUUUCAUAUCAAUUUUCCUCAAGUCAUUUCUUUGUUUACAUCGCGUCUUAAUACAGCUGUCCAUUUUAUUUAAUAUUUAUUUUAUUUUAUAUUUAUGUCAUAUGUUACAAGAAAAUUAACCUUCCUCUGACAUAUGCUUUCCAGGAAGGGUCUUUUUGUGUUUAUAUAAAUAAAAUCAGUGUUGCCUUGUGACUGGA
Messenger RNA from Sphaeramia orbicularis (orbiculate cardinalfish), 3731 nucleotides. RefSeq names its product eph receptor A2 a (gene epha2a). Gene Ontology annotation, cellular component: dendrite; plasma membrane. Bases 89 to 3013 code for a protein of 974 amino acids. The transcript has 17 exons. Gene Ontology annotation, biological process: protein phosphorylation; axon guidance; blood coagulation. The record is from RefSeq and is a predicted model, not a curated record. Lineage: Eukaryota; Metazoa; Chordata; Actinopteri; Kurtiformes; Apogonidae. Gene Ontology annotation, molecular function: ATP binding; transmembrane-ephrin receptor activity; protein binding.